Molecule: messenger RNA, 726 nt
Organism: Pochonia chlamydosporia 170
Lineage: Eukaryota; Fungi; Ascomycota; Sordariomycetes; Hypocreales; Clavicipitaceae
Product: iron sulfur cluster assembly-related protein
Exons: 2
Coding region: 1-726 (241 amino acids)
Biological process (GO): iron-sulfur cluster assembly
Cellular component (GO): mitochondrion
Molecular function (GO): 4 iron, 4 sulfur cluster binding; 2 iron, 2 sulfur cluster binding; iron ion binding
Source: RefSeq, a predicted model, not a curated record
AUGGUCGGUGUUGGCUGCGCGAAUAGCGCAUCGGUCGCGAGGUCGUUCGUCCAAAUAGCGAAGCGUGGUUACUCAACCGCGGCCGAAAGACCAUCUGCUCCUCUAGAGUUUCUGCUCCCACGAACUGUGCAAAAGGUCGACUGCCGCGCAGCGUUUCUGUUGCAAUCGACAAGUCGCGGUCCCAACAGCAGUCGUUCCUUACAGCAUACCCCAUUUGCGAGUGUUGUACGUCAACCGCAGAGAAGAGGUUUCUCAGCGUCCGCCACCCGCCAGGCUACGGUGUGUGUUCUCAAUCCUCAGGCGGACGAAGAUGGUAAGGAAAUGAUGUUGGAGAUUACUCCCAGGGCGGCCAAGCGCCUGUCAGAAAUUAUGAAGAAAGACGACAACCCAAAUCUGGCACUCCGAAUCCAAGUAGAAAGCGGCGGCUGUCACGGCUUCCAAUAUCUCAUGAGCCUUGUCACUAUACCGCCCAAAGACACGUCUGAGUGGUCGACUGUUGUAAACGACGAUGAUACCAUCUUCCAAUACUCCUCCGACGAAGCACCGACGGCACAAUUAUCCGAAGGUGGCGCUAGGGUAAUACUGGAUGAGCCGUCUCUGGACUUGCUAAAAGGUAGCAAGGUGGACUUCACAAUGGAACUAAUCGGGUCACAAUUCAAGAUUGUUGACAAUCCAUACGCCACCAGUAGCUGCGGUUGUGGUACAAGUUUUGAUAUCAAGAUGUGA